AUGUAUACUGCUGAAGCGUUGACCGUCAACGUUAACGUUCAUGUGACCUCCAAGUUCGUUCGAAUCUCGACAUGGCAAACGGAUGUAUCGCCUAACUUAAUCUUCUCAAGGCUUUGCGUGUAUCCCGCGUUCUUUGCCGUGCCCCCCUUGUUCGAGACAACUACACCGUGCAGACCACUUGUCAAGCUCAACAAGACCAAGGCACAUCACUGGCCACCGUCGACCAUGACCAACACGGAUUCAGACAACUUCGUCGACAUUCCUUCCUCUUUUGAUUCCAUCAGCGAUAUCCCGAAAGACAUGACGAAGACGGAUAGCCCCGCGCUAGGUCGUUUGUUCACCUUCCUCUGUAAAUUCACUCUCAAAUGUCCUGAUCUCGGGGAAUUAUGGCAAGAGGUGAGAAAUGAAACUGGCUGGAAGAAGUAUAAUAAGCACUUGCACGAUGAGGCGCAAGUACUGGUUGUUGUUGUUGCGAGUCUUGCAUGCAUGAAUCAAUCGCGCAGUCAAAGCCUCGUCCUGCUAUCCAUCAUGGGACUGAAGUUCCACACAUUUUUCAAGACAACCGCCACAAUGGUAGAGUUAGAUGAAGACUUCACGGAGGACCAGAGACCAUUCGAUGUGGCGCGUGUCGAGGUCCUAACACACCUAUGUUCAUUUCGCAUGAUACAAUUUGUUCUUGCCAAUUCUUUGGGGUGUCUCACAGGCGCUCUUUCUAUCACUGCGCUAGGAGUGAAUGGCUUUACUUCUUUUGUGGUAGUUGCCACGGAUAGACUAGACGAAGAUCACCGCCAGCGAACCCCACAGCACACGUUCUAUUCGAUGAUCAUUGAAAAAUGGAUAUCUCCUGCCGAGGACAUCGUUGAAUUCGUAUUUUCACGCAUGAGCUCCUUGUGUAUACAAGAUGGUGAUAUGUUCGAUCUCGAGGAAUUAUGGAAGGAUGUGAGAAAGGAAAACGGCUGGCAGAAGUAUAACAGUGACUUGAAGGAAGGGACGCUGGGCCCCCUUGUGGGUCACGCCUUGGUUCUUUCUGCGACUCUUGCAUGCAGGUUGAAUCCUCCGCCUGCUCAAGAACUUGCCACCAUCUCCCAUGGGCUUUAUCUCUGGCUGCUCUUCGCAUCGUCACUGUCGUCCUGCAUGGGACUAUUUUUCGAGGGGUUUUUUAUGGGAUCCGUCGCGCAGCUCCGUUAUUGA
Molecule: messenger RNA, 1191 nt
Organism: Suillus subalutaceus
Lineage: Eukaryota; Fungi; Basidiomycota; Agaricomycetes; Boletales; Suillaceae
Exons: 14
Coding region: 1-1191 (396 amino acids)
Source: RefSeq, a predicted model, not a curated record